CUAACCAGCCCGCUGGCUCAACAUUCAGCACUAGAAGUGGAGAGUGAUAUCAAUGUGUCGCGGGGUAUUCCCAGCAAAUGUGGCUGUUAUUUACUUGUCUAUAUUGAAUAAGACAAUCAAUUUGUUUCUUAUGUAUAUUAUUAUUCAUGCGCAGGGGCUGUCGGACCGAAUCAGAACUUUCAGGAGAUUUGGCGAUUAUAUAUCUCUAGGUGUAUAUGUGUUAGCCUUGGAAGACUCCGUAGCACUGCCACAAAAUGUCCAUUUGACAGCCAAAAAACCAAGACACACGCGAGGUCCAUUUGUGAUCUGUGCUCCAACCGCAGUUCGUUGCCUGAGUUACCUGGCUCCUCCGGCCCUGUUUAUCUGCCCGAGAUCUCCGCAUCCGGUCUAGUACUAUUUUGGCGCGCGGCUGGGCUCAUCUUUAAACGUAAUUGGUCCGCAUUCCCAACCUCCCGCC
Aspergillus versicolor CBS 583.65 is the source of this 457-nucleotide messenger RNA. RefSeq lists its product as uncharacterized. The record is from RefSeq and is a predicted model, not a curated record. NCBI's taxonomy places the organism in Eukaryota, Fungi, Ascomycota, Eurotiomycetes, Eurotiales, Aspergillaceae. The coding region runs from base 53 to 391 and encodes 112 amino acids. The transcript has 2 exons.